This is a messenger RNA of Leptosomus discolor (cuckoo roller), 1644 nucleotides long. Lineage: Eukaryota; Metazoa; Chordata; Aves; Leptosomiformes; Leptosomidae. The record is from RefSeq and is a predicted model, not a curated record.
GGUCAUUUUGUAAAGAACUUGGGAAGUGCUGGAGAUAAAGAGACUGAGACAGAAGUUCUUCUGCUUGAACAUGAUGUUCCUCAUCAGCCUUUUUCCCAGUGUGUCCUUAGUUUCCUACCAAAAAUGCCAUGGAGCAUUACAGAACAGGAUAUGAAGUACAGGGAGGACUUAAGGCAUCUGUGUGUUUGUAGUGUUGAUCCUCCUGGCUGUACAGAUAUUGAUGAUGCAUUACACUGUAGAGAAGUAGGAAAUGGAAAUAUAGAGGUUGGUGUACAUAUUGCAGAUGUCAGUCAUUUUAUUCGCCCAGGAAAUGCUUUGGAUGAGGAGUCAGCAAAAAGAGGAACAACAGUAUAUCUGUGUGAAAAAAGGAUUGAUAUGGUUCCUGAGUUACUUAGUUCCAAUUUAUGCUCCCUGAGAUCUAAUGUGGACAGGCUUGCAUUUUCAUGUAUCUGGGAGAUGAACCAUAAGGCUGAAAUUCUGAAAACCAGAUUUACGAAGAGUAUUAUUAAUUCCAAGGCCUCUCUUACAUAUGCUGAAGCACAGAUGAGAAUUGAUUCAGCAACUAUGAAUGAUGAUAUUACUACCAGCCUACGUGGACUAAACAAAUUAGCAAAAAUUCUGAAAAAGAGAAGAAUUGAUAAUGGAGCCUUGACACUUUCCUCACCAGAAGUUCGUUUCCACAUGGACAGUGAAACUCAUGAUCCUAUCGAUCUGCAGACAAAGGAGCUCAAAGAAACAAAUUCAAUGGUUGAAGAGUUCAUGUUGCUGGCCAAUGUCUCUGUAGCACAAAAAAUUUACGAUGAGUUCCCGGAGUUUGCCUUGCUCCGGAAACAUCCUGCUCCUCCCCCGUCAAAUUAUGACAUCCUUGUGAAGGCCGCCAAGUCCAAGGAUUUAGAAAUUAAGACAGAUUCAGCAAAGGCUUUAGCUGAAUCAUUAGACAAAGCUGAAUCUCCUACGUUCCCUUACCUAAAUACACUGUUGCGAAUUUUGACCACUCGCUGCAUGAUGCAAGCUGUUUAUUUCUGCUCUGGAAUGGAUAAUGAUUUUCAUCACUAUGGUUUAGCCUCCCCUAUUUAUACCCACUUUACCUCACCUAUUAGAAGGUAUGCUGACAUUAUAGUGCAUCGACUUUUGGCAGUGGCCAUUGGAGCAGACAGUACUUACCCAGAACUUACAGACAAACAUAAACUAGCAGAGAUGUGUAAAAAUCUCAAUUACCGACAUAAAAUGGCUCAGUAUGCCCAAAGAGCGUCUGUUGCAUUCCAUACACAGCUGUUCUUCAAAAGCAAAGGGGUACUGAAUGAAGAUGCAUAUAUAUUAUUUGUAAGAAAAAAUGCAGUUGUGGUUCUGAUUCCCAAGUAUGGGUUAGAAGGAACAGUCUUCUUUGAAGAAAAAGGUAAACCAGCGCCAAGACUGGAUUACAAUGGUGAGGUACCAUCACUUACUGUGGAAGACACAACAUUAUAUGUAUUUGAUAAAGUUAAAGUGAACAUUAUGUUAGAUGCUUCCAACAUCCAACAUCAAAAAAUUCGGAUGGUGCUGGUAGAACCAAAGAUACUAGGAAAUGAUGUGCCUGCAACGCUGUCUACAGAGACGAGCAGCAAGAACGAACCAGAGAAAAAGAAAAAGAAGCUACAAAAAUAG